AUGAACAAAGUUGCCCUUCAUGUGGCCUCUCUUAUCGUGAUGGUCUCCUGCCACAAAAUCUGCUUCAUCGGAUCGGAGUACAACCCACAGUCUGGUAUCCCUCCCCGUUGGUUCCUACCGUACAAAGAUCCGUGCGAAUGCACUGCUAUUCGUCUCGGUGGGAUGCACAUCCCUGCUUCGUCAUACAGCCAGGGGGCGCCCCACUACCUGAAGGAGCUUUUCCUCAGCGAGGAUUCUGACGAGAUUCAUGCCUACUUCAAAUGUGCUGCGCGAGCUACGUGUCUUAGUCCACUAGGCAUGGAGAACGGGACAAUCCCCGAUGGUCGCAUCACGGCGUCCAGCGGUGAUUAUGCCUCUUGUGCGCGUCUCAACAACAAUCGUGCAUGGUGGGCGACCUGGACCGACGCCAAUCCCUGGAUCGAGGUGGGCCUCGCUGAGAGCACAGUGGUGUCUGGGGUCACCACACAAGGCUCUGGCUACACUUUGUUUGUAAAGCAGUACAAGGUGGCUUAUAAGAAGCAGGCCUCACCUGACUUUGAACACGUAAUGGAUGGAGACGGAACCAUCAAGGAGUUCAUCGGUAACACUGAUGGCGAUACCCCGAUCACUAACCUGUUUGAUGAGAGUGUGGUGGCCGCGGUAGUGCGCAUUGAGCCUACUGAGUGGCAUAAAGGCGUUGGCCUGCGAUUGGAGCUGCUUGGAUGUCACCGUGAAUAGAUACAACUGUCGGCCUACAAUUUUUAAUCAAAUUAUUCGGCAGCAAUGACAUUUCGUUAUAGAAUGUGUUUCAAAGUAACAAAACAUGUGGCAUGUGGA
This is a messenger RNA of Patiria miniata (bat star), 816 nucleotides long. Its product is annotated as lactadherin-like. The coding region runs from base 1 to 717 and encodes 238 amino acids. The transcript has 6 exons. The record is from RefSeq and is a predicted model, not a curated record. NCBI's taxonomy places the organism in Eukaryota, Metazoa, Echinodermata, Asteroidea, Valvatida, Asterinidae.